Molecule: messenger RNA, 2269 nt
Organism: Oryzias latipes (Japanese medaka)
Lineage: Eukaryota; Metazoa; Chordata; Actinopteri; Beloniformes; Adrianichthyidae
Source: RefSeq, a predicted model, not a curated record
UGGAAGUAGCAGCUGAGAGAGAAAAAAGGAGGGGGGAGGCGAAGUUGUGAAACAGUUUUCCUCGAGUUACUCAGCAUUUCAAGCCAACGCCGGAACGAUGUUGAUCUAAAAAAAAAAACAACUUUGAAACUUUAGAAGUUUUGUUGUUUUUUUCCUGCAGAAGGAAGGACGAGGACCGCAUAAAAAGAAAGCAAUGCUUCAUCUGGGAAACUUCACCCAUUUCCAUCUGAGCUCCAAAGGUUCAGAGAGCGCACAGACCCCAAAGCAGCUGACAACCCUGCCUGACUUUGUGAAACAUGUGAUGAAAGUCACUGGACUAAGAAAGGAAGAUAUUUUCUGUAACCUUCGAGUUCCAGACCAGCCUCAAACAUCCAAAGAUGACAUCAAUAUUGUGAUCCUCACAGGCCAAGGAGUUUUCUGCAUAGAUCUGAAACCCUGGAAGGGGACGGUAUCUGCUCACAACCCAAAGUGGCAUGUGCAGGUGAAAGAGGAGGACGGCGACCUGAUCAAUACCUGCAUUGAGCAGAUUGAAGAUCCCCUUAAAGCUCUCAUGAGUAAAACUAUGAACCUAUGCAGCCAUUUAAAGAGGAGUGGAGUUCCAGUGCACCACAGUCUCUUCUUCUCCGGGAUAGUCUUCCUCUCCCCAGAAUGCAUUCUAGAAGAGGAGUUGAUGAAGAGGAAGGAACUGGUCUUGCACAGCCAUAUAGACGAAUUCCUCCAAUCUUUUAAGGAAAGCUACAUGACCUGGAUUUCAGAUGCCUUAACUCCAUCCUGGAUCUCAGGUCAUCUGUCGUACAGGCAGAUGGAGGCAGUGCGGGAGGUCCUGAGAAGGGUGGGAACCUGGGAUCUCUUGCAGCUGCACUGUGGUGAGCAGCUGAAAGGAGACUAUCAGGGCUGCCAGUACAUCGCCCUCAACCGCCAGGAGACCUGCACACUCGAGUUCUCCAGAGUCCGGACCCUGUCUACUUAUACGGUGUGGGCCCUUCUGGGACACACCCCUCAGGUUACUGUUAAAAUGUACAAACGCGGUUCUCAUGGGUGGCUGGGUAAGUCCCUGAACGCCACCGCGACCAUCCCCUCCAGUUCUUUUGUGAUGUUCAGGAUCAGAGGAGAGUAUGCAAAUUCCAGAAUCCCAGCUAGCACCAUUGAAAGCAUCACACUCAGCACAUGAUGGAGGCAGCACAUAUGAAGGAGGACGGCCAUGACAAGCAGGAACUAAUACACAAAUGGGAAAAUGUAACUCUUAUCUCUUGGCACUUUACCAUUAAAGGUUUGUAGGGAUUUUUAUAGUCUUUUUUUUUUUUUUUUAAAGCCACAUUUUUCCUUCUAAAUCUGCAAGUCAUAGUUUCCCAUGUCUUGAAUUACUAGAGCUGGCACACACUUCACUUGCUGCUAAUUAAUCAUUAUGCUGGCUGAUCAUGUCACUUUAGUGCAGGCAAUGAGGGUUUAAUGUGUUAAUUGUGGCAGUUAAAAACAAGUGGCCUCUGGCAUGAUGAGGGCCGAGCAUGUUGCUGCUUCUCUGGCUGUAAUGGGAAGUUAUUUAAAGCCUGUUUGGAGAGUAUAAGGUGCUUUAUUAAUAUACCCCACCACACAGGGGAGAUGAUAGUGCAUGAGCGUAGCUGCCAGCACCAUUCAUAACUGCAUCUCAGUCACUUUCCAUCAGUUACCAAGCUUACACAGCUGCGCUAACAGCUAGCAAUUAUAUUUAGCAGGCCUGGUAGCAGCCAAAAUGAUGUUAGGUCCAUCACAAUAUCACUGCCUUCAGCUAAUUCAAUAUAAGGAGCUCUUUCUGUUGAUGUUAUCUUUUUGGAAGGCGUCUUCACGUGAAACAUCAUUACGCUGAACCUGAGGCUCCUCACUUUUACAGGAUGCCUGUUUACUGUUUACCUGUGGGGGGGAACUGGAGUCAUAUCUUUUUAGUUUUGUGUUUAUAUAUGACAUAUCAUGAUCUGUCAGUUAGCAUAAUCAACUCUGAUCAAACAUAUGAGCAUUUUAAUUGUUUACAUGAUGUAGCAAAUAAAAACAGCUACUUCAAAUACUUUAUAUAUUUGAUUUUAGGAUGGGAAAUUACAGUAAAUUGGCUAAAAAGUGCAUGCAAAUAUUAUUAUAAUUUCAUUUAUCAUUAUUGGAACAUUUUGUUGUCCAAAUGCAAAUUCUUUCACAUUUUUAUGCAUUAUAUAUUCAUGCAUGUUCCUUUUUUUAAAUGUUACUCUGUGUGUAAUGGUGUAAUAUUUUGGAGAAAUAAACUAUUUGGUUAGUUACCCUUGAA